AUAAAUCUAUCUAUCGAUAAUUAUCUUGUGUUUUUAUACUAUCAUCCCUCACAUCUAGGUCUAUUUUAACAACUAGAUCUAAUUAUACUCCUAUUGAAUCAACAACUAAUUGAAAGGAGUAUUCACUCAUCCAGAUAAGGAAUCUCUUGCCGUUUAUUAAAGUUGCCCCUUGUCCCCCCACUCGAGAGUUUUUUGUUAUUUCUCUAGAAAAGAAGUAAAAUCUUUUUUGUGGCAAUCGUUCUAAGAAUCUUGAAAUUAGAGAUAUAUCUUCUUUACCCUUUGUUAAUUUUGUUAAAUUAAUAUACCCCUUAAAGUACAAAUCUUUUGAAGCAAACGAAAGAUGAGUUCUCCAAAAAGAAGAAUUGAAAAGGACGUUAUGGAUCUCAUGAUGAGUGACCACGAUGUGACUCUAAUUAACGACUCUAUCCAAGAGUUUUACGUCAUGUUCCAUGGUCCUUCUGACACUCCAUAUGUUGGAGGAACCUGGAAGAUUCGGGUCGAAUUACCAGACCAAUACCCUAUCAAAUCCCCAUCCAUUGGAUUUCUAAAUAAAAUAUACCAUCCUAACAUUGAUGAAAGCUCUGGAUCUGUUUGUCUUGAUGUUAUCAAUCAAACUUGGUCUCCUAUGUUUGGGUUGCUUAAUAUUUUUGAGAAUUUCUUGCCCCAUUUAUUACGGUAUGCCAACCCGAGCGACCCACUUAACACGGAUGCUUCUAACUUGAUGAACAAGGACGAAGCAAGAUAUCUCGAGACAGUGAAGAUGUAUGUGAAGAAAUAUGCCAAGGAUAUUACUAUUGAUGACAAUCCGGAGGACAACGGUUCGGAUGAUGAUGAUGACGAUGAUGAAUUGAGUGACGUUGGGAGUUUAUCAAGUGACGAUGACAUGGAUGUUCAUGGAGAGUUUGAGAUUUAAAGUUGAUUGGGGUCUAUCAUACAUAUGAAGAUGUUGCAUUUUGGGGAAGGCAUAUAUCAUUAGAUUGGAAUACAUAUAUAUAAGUAAUGAAACGUAAAC
Molecule: messenger RNA, 1012 nt
Organism: [Candida] anglica
Lineage: Eukaryota; Fungi; Ascomycota; Pichiomycetes; Serinales; Debaryomycetaceae
Source: the annotation of a GenBank genome assembly